Maniola jurtina (meadow brown) is the source of this 509-nucleotide messenger RNA. RefSeq lists its product as uncharacterized. Lineage: Eukaryota; Metazoa; Arthropoda; Insecta; Lepidoptera; Nymphalidae. The transcript has 3 exons. The coding region runs from base 143 to 475 and encodes 110 amino acids. The record is from RefSeq and is a predicted model, not a curated record.
GGGACCCUAUCACUUAACUGUGUUGGAUACACCUAAUGAGUAAAUAACUAAUUAAUACUCAUCUUUAGAGCCGCCAUAUAUAGGUAAGAAUGGAGUUGGAAAGUUAGUCUCAUUAUUUUCUGUCACCCUGACCUUACAUACAAUGUAUUUGAACAGGAUAUUAUAUUUUGGUUUAUUUGUGAUCUUCUCGUGCGCCGAUUGUCUAGGAUUCUUUUACCGUUCGUCGGAGACAGGUUUGAAUGCGGUUAGAAAAGCACCGAGAUGGAACCUGCCGUGGCUGGGCUUGGGAGUCCGGUGUAACGGAUGUCCGCCGCACGGCUGCGAAGACGACGAAGCGAUCAUACAUGGAUUCUGCUGCGGGUGCGCCUAUGGACUUGAUAGGGUGCCAGUCCUGUGUCCGGACUUUCUUCAAUGUCCGCUCAACUUGCACGGACUCUGCCAUGACUACGAAUACAUGAUGCAUUGUUGCUGUUAAUAUGAUGAAGUAUAGAUACUUAAUUAAAUAAAUU